Messenger RNA from Rosa chinensis, 1113 nucleotides. Its product is annotated as U4/U6 small nuclear ribonucleoprotein PRP4-like protein. Gene Ontology annotation, molecular function: U6 snRNA binding; protein binding; U4 snRNA binding. Gene Ontology annotation, cellular component: U4/U6 x U5 tri-snRNP complex. Gene Ontology annotation, biological process: mRNA splicing, via spliceosome. Lineage: Eukaryota; Viridiplantae; Streptophyta; Magnoliopsida; Rosales; Rosaceae. The record is from RefSeq and is a predicted model, not a curated record. The coding region runs from base 1 to 1113 and encodes 370 amino acids. The transcript is spliced from 7 exons.
AUGAAGAGCAGAAGCUUGACCACCAAGAUCAAGGAAAGGAAGAUUAUGUUCAGCAUAACAGUGCUCGACAUUGAGGAGGAGAGCUUUAAGCGAACCAUAGGUUAUUGCUCACGACGAGGACGAGGCUUCACUGAAGCGACCAGGCCCAAAGCUUUGCGUGACACUAGGGUUCAUAUUGCGCAGUACUCGCUUCCCAGGGCGGCGUUGCGGCUUCAACGUGUGAGGAGGAAGGAGGAGGAUCCGGAUGAGGAUAUGGAUGCCGAAAUCAACUGGGCUUUAGAGCAGGCCUCCAAUUUGAAGCUUGAUUGCAGUGAGAUUGGGGAUGAUAGGCCACUUUCUGGUUGCUCAUUCUCACAAGAUGGCAAAUUGCUUGCCGCAUGCGCUCUAAGUCCAAUUGCCAAGCUGUGGAGCAUGCCUCAAGUAACAAAGGUUGCCACCUUGAAGGGACAUACAGAGCGCUUAACCGAUGUUGCAUUUUCUCCUGUGCAAAAUCAUCUCUUGGCAACUGCGUCUGCGGAUAGGACUGCGAGGUUGUGGAACAGCGAAGGAGCACACCUAAUGACAUUCGGGGGACAUUUGGACCGUCUUGCCCGCAUUGCCUUCCAUCCCUCAGGAAAGUACUUGGACUUCCACCCAGAUGGCUCAUUGGUUGCAACUGCUGGAUUGGAUGCGCUUGCUCGUGUUUGGGACCUCCGUAGUGGUAGAAGUAUUCUUACCUUGGAAGGCCAUGUCAAAAAAGUUCUUGCACUCAGUUUUUCACCAAAUGGUUAUUAUCUAGCCCCUGGGGGUGAAGACAACACUUGUAGGAUAUGGGAUUUAAGGAAAAAGAAAUCCAUAUACAUUAUUCCAGCACACUCCAAUCUCAUAUCACAGGUCAAAUUUGAACCUCAAGAGGGAUAUUUCUUGGUAACUGGCUCCUAUGAUAUGACAGCAAAGAUAUGGUCAGCCCGAGAUUUUAAGCCUGUCAAGACGCUCUCUGGACACGGAUCAAAAGUUACUUCCUUGGAUGUUUCUGGUGAUGGACAUCACAUUGCUACUGUAUCACAUGACCGAACUAUCAAACUAUGGUCGAGCAGUACCAAUGAGAAGGACCAGGAAAUGGAUGUUGAUUAG